Messenger RNA from Telopea speciosissima, 1859 nucleotides. Its product is annotated as ATP-dependent 6-phosphofructokinase 5, chloroplastic-like. Bases 86 to 1669 code for a protein of 527 amino acids. Gene Ontology annotation, biological process: fructose 6-phosphate metabolic process; glycolytic process. Gene Ontology annotation, cellular component: cytoplasm. Lineage: Eukaryota; Viridiplantae; Streptophyta; Magnoliopsida; Proteales; Proteaceae. Gene Ontology annotation, molecular function: ATP binding; 6-phosphofructokinase activity. The record is from RefSeq and is a predicted model, not a curated record. The transcript is spliced from 13 exons.
CUGAGAUCUCUGCUCUUCUCUCUAAUUCUUCGAAUUCGAAUUCGAGAGAGAGAGAGAGAGAGAGCGCGAGAGGCAUUCUAUUUUGAUGGAAUCAAUUUCACCGCCGAUCGGCGUAAAAUUUGUUGCUUCAUCAGUGAAGAAGCCUUCUUGUAAUGUCAGGUUUUCUGGUUCUGUUGCUCCGCGAUUAAGGAAUUUUGAUAGAAUUUGCAAGACUAACCGUGUUUUUGCGGAGAAGAAGAAUCCAGCAAUCGAUUUCAGUGAUCCUGACUGGAAGACUAAGUUUCAGGAGGAUUUCGAGAAGCGAUUCAACAUUCCUCAUCUUACUGACACCUUUGACGACCUCGUUCCCAUUCCGUCUACCUUUUGCCUCAGGAGCAGGCCUCCUGUGAAUGAGGAUUUUGUAGAGGGAUAUCCAUCAGAUGAGAAAUGGCAUGGAUACAUAAACAAUAAUGAUAGAGUGCUUCUUAAGACCAUAAACUACUCCUCGCCUACAUCUGCUGGCGCUGAAUGCAUUGAUCCUAAUUGUACCUGGGUGGAGCAGUGGGUUCAUCGUGCGGGGCCGCGGGAGAAAAUAUACUUCAAACCAGAAGAAGUGAAGGCAGCAAUUGUAACUUGUGGUGGGCUUUGUCCUGGUCUCAAUGAUGUUAUCAGACAGAUAGUUAUUACACUUGAAAUCUAUGGUGUAAAAAAGAUUAUUGGGAUCCCUUUUGGUUAUCGUGGCUUUUUCACCGAGGGAAUACGGGAAAUGCAGCUAUCUCGUAAGGUUAUUCAAAAUAUUCACCUUGCUGGUGGGAGUUUAUUAGGAGUUUCACGUGGUGGUCCGGAUGUCAGUGACAUUGUCAAUAAUAUGCAGGAAAGAGGAAUAAACAUGCUCUUUGUCUUGGGUGGAAAUGGUACUCAUGCUGGUGCUAAUGCGAUACACAAUGAGUGUCGUAAGAGACGGAUGAGAGUAGCUGUUGUUGGUGUCCCAAAAACUAUUGACAAUGAUAUUCUUUGGAUGGAUAAGACCUUUGGUUUUGAUACUGCUGUUGAAGAAGCACAACGAGCAAUAAAUUCUGCCUACAUUGAGGCACAUAGUGCUUACCAUGGGAUUGGCAUCGUAAAAUUGAUGGGCCGAAGUAGUGGAUUCAUAGCCAUGCAUGCAUCCCUAGCCAGUGGACAAGUUGAUGUAUGCUUGAUACCUGAGGUACCUUUUUAUCUACAUGGCCCUCAUGGUGUUUUGAAUCAUCUGAAUUUUCUUCUUGAGACAAAGGGAUCAGCUGUGGUUUGUGUAGCUGAAGGAGCUGGACAGAAUUUAAUUGAGAAGACUAAUGCUACUGAUCCGUCUGGAAAUAUUAUACUUGGUGAUGUUGGCGUCCAUAUUCAACAAGAGACGAAGAAGUAUUUUAAGGAGAUUGGUUUUCCGGCUGAUGUGAAGUAUAUUGACCCCACAUACAUGAUCCGUGCAUGUCGAGCAAAUGCAGCUGAUGGCAUUCUCUGUGCCGUUCUAGGACAAAAUGCUGUUCAUGGAGCGUUUGCUGGAUAUAGUGGCAUUACAGUGGGCAUAUGCAAUACUCACUAUGUCUACUUCCCAAUUCCUGAAGUCAUUUCUUACCCUAGGCAGGUGGAUCCAAACAGUCGCAUGUGGCAUCGGUGCUUGACUUCAACAGGCCAACCAGACUUUGUUUGACUGUGAGAUCACCAUCUCCUUUUACCCAUUUAUCACUAUGGAGAGCAUCAACCUUAUAUGCUUCCAUAUGUGUAUAUUAGAGAACAAGAAAGCCAGCUUUAAUCCUUCAAAAGAAGGUCAUGGAAAUUAAGUCUUCUCACUAAAUAGUGUACUACAAAUAAAUAGUACAACAGGAAAAGCAGUGGUACCA